AUGGACGUCACAAGGACAACGACACAGUCGCAGCAGCUAUACGAAGAGAACAAGACGAGCAGCAAUGUGGUCGUGCAUGUGGGAGACGCGUCUACGGGCGCUGUGCACGCGGUGGCGCUGGAUUCUGUCAAUGUCGUGAUUGAAGAGCUGCGCGAAGAGCUGGAGCGUCUCAGUGGUGUUCCUAUGGGCGAGCAGAUUCUAUUGUGCGGUCCGCCCUUUGCUCGCUUGGAUCCACGUCGAGCCGUUGAGGCGUACGGGUUACCAGCAGACCACAAGGAGGUGUUUUUGUACGACCGCCGACUGCUGUCACGAGAGACAACAACAGCUGCGGUAUUACCUGCGGCAGCAGCUUUAACUCCAGCUGAAGUGACAUUGCCGUCGCAGCCAGUGGCGUCAUCGGGAGGCUCCAAGAUGUUGAGUGAAAGCUCCCAUCCGAUGAUGCGGGCGUUGGCAGAGUACGAGGGCUAUUUCCAACUACAGGUCAGCCAGAGUGAAGCAUUGCAGAAUGGCAGUCUCGCCAAUAUUCGGGCGAGUGAACGCGGUGCACAGGAGUUGCAAGUUCAGGAGCGAGCGAUCGCUGCAGCUGUUGCAAAUCUGGAUUUGUUCAAGACGUCAAUGAUGAAGCACUUUGCUCCGUUUUGGGCAGAAUUCGAGGCUGCAAGCAACAAGCACGAAGGUCUCUUGGAUAAGUUUGAUAGCCAUCUCGAGGUGCUGACCACAGUGGAGCUUCAUCCAGCAUUGGUCACGGCAGAAAGGAAGACACUUUACGACUGUAUACCUGUUGAAAAGGAGCGUGAGUGGGCCGCGCAGUGCGAGCAGUCACACACGCAUGUUCGAGUACAAGUGCUGAAGCUGCAACAAGUUCACGACGAAAUUUGCAGCGAAGUUGUUGACAUGAUGACUGCACAUGCUGAAUGGAGUCGAGGUCAUGAUGAAGCAAGUGUUGAGUUGGAACAGAUGAAAGCGCUGUGCAGUAAGCAAAUGAUUAUUACACGUACCUUGCGUGACAAUCUACAGUACGUGCUCAGCAGUAUUGAGGAGACAUCAGCGAUAGCAGGUGGAAGUAACCUUAUGCAAGCGUCGACGAAUGCUUUAGACGUGUGUCGGCGCAUCGACAAAUUAUACCAAGGCCAGCAAAAUAUGGUUCCUGAUGCACAGAAGCUCCUCGAACGUAUCGCGUAUCACGUGAACGAGAUAGCUGCUAGAAAAGAUAUUGCUUAUGCAUGGGUGCACUCAACUCUGCGCCGAGUCUCCAUCUUGCAGUCGAAAAUCCGGGAUUUCGAGACUUCCCUGGCGGUAUUUCGUGAGGCUUUGGCUGCCCAGAAGCAACACUUUCACGAGCUGGAACACCUGGAGAAGCUACCCGAAUCGUAUGUGGCUUGUCUAAAAGAGAUCUCGAGACGUCUGAAGUAUGGCCGUCUGUUUUCAGACCGAAUUCAGUCAAUGGCGGAGGAACUUGCCCAGAUGCGUGGGGAUGAGGUCCAGCACCGUGAGGAAUUUCUGCGUAGCUACGGUCAGCAUCUGCCUCGUGACUUUGUCUCAGGGCUUGCAGAGAAGCCAUCUCACUGUGAGUUUCGCAUGCGCCCAUUCGACGAAAGCCUCCCUAGUAUUGAAGACGAAGACGACCACGACCUUAGUCUAUCUGAAGAGAAGCAACGCUUGUCUUCGGUGGAAGUAGGUGAUCGUGAGGACCGUGGCAGUUUUUCCGAGCCGACCGCGAAUGCAGAUCGGGUUCUUCAGGACCGGUGCAAUGAAUUGGAGACGCGAGUGUUGAAGCUCACUGCUGAGUUAGAAGAGUCGAAAAAGGGCUUGUACUAUGGAUCUGGAAGUGAAUCAAUUUCCCGAUCCGAUACAUCCAAGACUAGUGCACGGGAAGGAGACAGUUCGUGCGAGUUUCCACUGGUAAUGGCGCUGGCAGCGACAGCAGGUGGCAUGACGAAUUCUUCGGAAGGUGACCGGUCGAGUCCGCGACGCAAUAUCGAUGCCAACAAUAAAGACGCGACCAUUGCUAAGCUGGAGAGUGAAAAUCGGCAAUUUUUGCUGAAUGCAGCAGCCUUUGAAGAAUAUCCUUUUCCACUAAUCGUCUGCAUUGCUUUGUUGUUUGCUGUUGAUGACUUUACGGAGAUUCAGGAGCGGUUAAAGCGCGAGAACCAGUUGAAGGAGAACCAGUCCAGACUCCAGCAGACGAUCACGGAUCUGAGUAGCAGCGUCCGAAUACAGCGAACGGCAUUAGCCAGGUUACGUACGCUGCUGCAGCUUCCUGUUAUCGAAGAUGAUGCCGUGCUCGUAGACGCAAGUUUCGACGCUAUUGAAGUGCGUGUAAAGGAGUUGUUAGCCGCUGCCGAGUCAGAAGUGAUGCUGCAAUCGGAGCUAGAGCAGCGGCGGUCAGACUUUCGCUUGAUGGAGUCCGAGCAGGACGUGAGCGACUCGUUUAAGAUCUCUUUUCGCAGCUUCAGUGUGAACGACCUGGCACUGUUUUUGCCGACCUCAGCUCCUGGGAGUGAUGUCCAACGGGUGUAUCUGGCUUUCCAUCUCGGUUGUCCACACCGCUUUCUCUCGGAAGAGUCCAUUUCGUCGUUCAGCAAUGACGGGCAAAGAUAUCCCGACUACGUUGUGGGUCGCAUCGUGCUGAUUGACGAGCAAACUGCUGUUGAUGGCAAUAAUCCAUACGCACUGCAUCUCGGGACCACUUUCUACGUCUUGACUGUAGCCAGUCUCCAUGAAAGCUAG
Molecule: messenger RNA, 2730 nt
Organism: Peronospora matthiolae
Lineage: Eukaryota; Oomycota; Peronosporomycetes; Peronosporales; Peronosporaceae
Source: the annotation of a GenBank genome assembly